CCAGGUGCAGCCUGCAAGCAGCAGCAGAAGGCUUCGCUGCUCGUCUGACACAACAGCGAAGCAGCGCAGGACACAGCCGUCGAGGACUCUCACUGCCAGGCUCAAGCAGGAGCCCGGCGCCCGGCGGAGUCUGGGGUCCGCAGACGCUACCGCUACAUCCGUAGCGUGCUCGCCGCUGUGGAGCAGCGCACAAGCCACGCUGCACGCCCAUAAAGGCCUGCCUUCCGACCACAUGCGCCGGCGUGCGCCUCAAGUCAUUGCACAAGCCAUGGCACUCUCCGUCUCGCCACUCGGCACGGCUGCGCUGGCGGCACUGGCCGCUGCACUGCUGCUGCUCGCCAUGCAGGUGCUGCGGCCGCUGCUCGCCGUGCGCGGCCGCCUGCCGCCGGGCCCGCCGCACUCGCUGCUCACCGGCACGGCCAUCCCCGACACGCAUCCGUGGCGCACCAUGGCCGAGUGGACGCGCCGCUACGGCGACGUGUGCACCGUCCGCGUGGGCCCCGCGCAGCUGCUCUUUGUCGUCGGCACGGCACGCGCCGCCCAUGCGCUGCUCAACAAGCAGGCCGGCGUCUCGAGCGGCCGCCCGCGCAACAUCAUGGCCGGCGAGCUCAUGUCCGGCGGCAAGCGCAUGCUCAUCAUGGACCACAAUGACCGAUGGCGCACAUACCGCAAGGUCAUGCACGAGGCGCUGGCAGACCGCCCGGCACAAGCCUACGAGCCUGUGCAGGUCAAGGAGAGCCGUCUGGCCAUGCAGCGUCUCGGCGACGGGCCCGCCGACUGGCAGAACGUGUGGCGCACGUAUGCUGCCAGCGUCAUCAUGACCGUCACGUACGACCAGCCCGUCACCUCGCUCGACGACCCGCGCGUUCGCGCCGUCAACGAGCGCCUCGGCAUGCUGGCGCGCUACGUGCGGCCCGGCGCCUCGAUGCUCGACCGCUUCCCGCUGCUCUACUACAUUCCCGAGCCGCUCAAUCCCUGGGUCAAGCUCGGCAAGCAAUUGCACGCCCGCGAGCUGGACCUCUUCCUCUCGCAGUACCAGGCCGUGCGUACGCGCGUCAAGGCCGGCGAGGGCAGUGCCAGCUUCAGCAGCAAGCUGCAGGAGCGGCAGGAGAAGAUCCACCUCACGGACGAGGAGGCCAGCUACAUGGCCGGCUCGCUCUUCGGCGCCGGCAGCGACACGACGGCGGCGGCGCUCUCCAUCUUCGUCAUGGCCAUGCUGCGCUUCCCGCACGUGCUGCGCCAGGCCGCCGCGGAGGUCGACCGCGUUGUGGGUGAGAAGCGGAUGCCGACGUUCGAGGAUGAGGCCGCGCUGCCCUUCAUCCAGGCGUGCGUGCAGGAGACGAUGCGCUGGCGGCCCGUCUCGGCCGGUGGCUUCAUGCACCGCCUCACGGCGGACGUGCAGUGGGAGGGCUACACGCUGCCAAAGGACUCGUCGAUUAUCGGCAACCACUGGUCCAUCUCGCUGGACGAGAACGAGUACCCGGAGCCCGAUGUGUUCAAGCCCGAGCGCUUCCUUGACGAGACAGGCCAGUGCAAGGGCACCUGGUUCUCGCCGCAGGACGGCCACGUCGCCUUUGGCUUUGGACGGCGCAUCUGUCCCGGCAUGCACGUAGCGAAUCGCAGCCUGUUCAUCAACUUCGCCAGCCUGGCGUGGGCAUUCAACAUCACGUCGUCCGUGCCCGCCGAGGAGACGGACACGCUGGCGUUCACGUCGGCAGCCAACAGCCAUCCGCUGCCGUUCGAAGCGCACUUCGAGUGGCGCAGCGAGGCAAGACGCGCAGUGUGUGAGGACGAGGUGCAGACGACAAAGGACAAUCAGAUCCACGGAUAGCGCACAGCCGGACGUGCCGGGACAGCUGGACAACGCAUGACCUCUAUUCCUUCUGCGCAUGGUCGUGAAUGCGUAUGAUUAUGUGCGGAAGACGCAGGUGGGCAUCUAG
Molecule: messenger RNA, 1940 nt
Organism: Tilletiopsis washingtonensis
Lineage: Eukaryota; Fungi; Basidiomycota; Exobasidiomycetes; Entylomatales
Product: cytochrome P450
Exons: 9
Coding region: 269-1831 (520 amino acids)
Molecular function (GO): iron ion binding; heme binding; monooxygenase activity
Source: RefSeq, a predicted model, not a curated record